CCCAACUCCACGUGGAUAGAUACCCACUGCACAGGCCAGUCAGCUGUUUCCGGGUCACAGGUCACGCUACCUCCCAUCAUGGCAGCCUCCAUGUGCGACGUGUUCGCCUUUUGUCUCAUGCCAGAAGAAGCCCGGAGGGUGGCUGAGAUCCGCUUCAUCAACAGUGGCAAGGUACUGGUGUGAAGCCAGGCAGGGAGAGGACAGAUCUGGGGAGAGAAAUUCAUUUUGUAAUUUGGAAUAGGGGCUCUGCAGACACACACAGACACAUGUCUGUGCAUAUACAGUCUGCGAACAAAGGGAUCCAGCCCACCCUGUGUGCAUGCUGUCUGUGGUGACAGGCUGGUUAUAUAUUAACACAUACACGUAAGGGGACAUGUGGACUUUCUAACCAGGAUUGCUACUCUAGGCCACUGCUUUCCUGCAAGUUUAUCCAUGUCAAUUAUACUGUUACUGCUUAAACUAUUAAAUAAACGACAUCUGAUUGUGUGCAAAUGUGAUAGUGACAGAAAAAUAAAAUAAAAAUCCCCACUCACGAAUGUAGGACAAUUGUAUGACAUACUUUAAAAGGGAGGUUUCCCCUGAAAUUGUGCUGAGCUGUCAUUGUCAGCAAAUUAUAUGAGCUCCUACUGUGUGCAUGGUUUUGCCAAUCUCUUUUCGUGCCUGUUCUUUUUUUUUUUUUUGACGUUUUUAUUACAAAAGCAAAUUGCACGCUUUAGAUUUAAAAUAACCAAAAAGUUGGGUAUUAUUACAUUUUGCUCUAGUGUGACCUAAAAUGAAUUCCCUUACUAAUUCAACCCAUUCUUUUUUUUUUUUUUUUUUGCAAAUAUUAUAUACAGUGUAAAAUUAGUGUAGUUGUUACAUCUCAGUACAUACCGUACUUGAAAAAAAGAGAAAUCUUAUUUUGCAGGAAACAUAUAAAAUAGUUAUAGAUGUGUGCCAUUUUAAAGAAUUCCUCCCAUUCUGUAUCUGGUAAGGUCUGAAGAAAUACAUCCACUGUCACACAAGUGACGUUUUUACUGAGCAAGAAAUUGUAUCAUGUUGACAAGAUCAUUCAAAAUGUUAGGCAUUGCUACAUGCCUUUAAUCCUGUUUCAAGCUCUAUUUUGGCUAAACAUUUGCAAUUCCCUUUUCAAUUCUCCAAGAUUCCACUUUUAGCAAAUAAAUUCCCAAAUUGUCUAGCUAAAAUACAGUAUUUCUCCCUGUUGAUGUUUCCUUUUGGGUGGAGAAAAGGGCAUAGCCUCUACAUCCACCUAACCUCCAGGGCUUUUGGAAAUGUUAUCUCUCUCACUGUUUAUGUAUGAGACCUGUGCAUAUUAUGCCAAGAGCUUGUAUUGGUUUAUUUGCCAAGUAAUCAUCUUGUCUAUAUUUUGCAUUUUACAAUGUUCUUGGUAUCAUUAAAAACAAAAACAGGUGACCGUAAUUUGAACAUUGACAGGAACACUCUAACGUUACAGUUAACAUAUUUAUUUUUACCUUAAGAGUGUUCCAUUAACAUAUGAUUUGCUGCCAUCUCGAGCUGUGUGCCACAAACAAACAAGUUUUUGCAAAAUACAUAGCUGGACGCUGUCAUUUUUCUUAUCCAGGGAAAGGGUCUGUUUGCCACCCGGUCUAUAAGGAAAGGGGAAACUAUAUUCCGUGAGAAACCACUAGUCUCCUCUCAGUUCCAAUGGAAUGCCCUGUACAGGUAUAGAGGUAAGAUCUCCAACUCUUUCCAUACAUAUGCUAAUGGGUAAAGGGUGAUUUGAAGCAUCUGACUCCAGUGCAUAUACGUAGUUUGGCAGGAGAUCACUUGUAUUACCUGCAGAGCUCCAUGCCAAUCUUGGAGCUUUAAUAAAUGUUUUAAUGAUGUUUUGGCCUGUAUGUUGCCCAGUAAAAUAUAUGGUAUGUGCUUGAUGAUUGCUUUUACUGGGUUGCUGUAUAUACGGGAAAAGUUCCUGAGUGAGCUUUUUUAGCAGGAUAACUCCCUUGGUUUUUAAAGAAUUUUGUAAAAAAUGUAUUCACAGCUUGUGAUCACUGUUUGCGUUCACUGGAGACGGCAGAGGAAAAUGCGCAAAGACUUUCUGGAAACGUCAAUAUAAUCCUCCCAUACCCUGAACUCUGCACUAUUCAGAAUGGACUGCACCAGCAAUGUCCACGAUGCCGGGUCAGGAUUACGUGUAUUAUAUGCAGUUUAUAUAGAACUUUAAUGGAACACUAUUUUGAAUUUCUUUUUUUUAUUAUUUUGUUUUCAUGUUUACUAGAUAUACCCCCAAAAUAAAACUUGCAUGUAUCUUUUGGAGGUAUAUGAAAAAGCUUGCAAAGCUGCAGACUUGCUGUCUGCAGCCUUUGCAAGCCAUCCGCUCUUUCCCCCACUUAGACUUUUAGUUUGUGCUGUCAAAUACACCAAUCAGAGGCUUUAUAUUGAGAUGCAUCUGUUCUGGAGCUGCACAGCUUUCCCGUGCUUCUCAAUCUGUAUUACAGCUAAUUUAGAAUGGGGGUAGGGGAGGGAGAGGCAGGAUCGUUCUAGCCCAGUACACCUGCCAACUUCAUUAACUUUGUGGUACUUGCAGAAGAAGAAAAAAACCUCUCUGGCUUUCUUAGUGACAUCCAGGGAGGUGUUUCUGCCCCCAGUUAUAAAAGUGCUGUUUUCUAUUUAAAUUGGCAAUCUUAUAAACAGUUGAAAAAGUGGCAGACCCCAGACACACAAAGCACAUUGCAAAUUGCAGUGCUUUACGUAUGUUAGAGCGUCAGCAAAUUGCAGUGCUUUACGUAUGUUAGAGCGUUCCUUUAAAGGGGAAAUACAUUUUUUCCAUACCUUUUUUUUUAAGUGGUGUUAAUUUGUAAAAAAAAAAUAAGUAACUGCCAUCAUAUAUCCUUAUGCCUCAUAAAUAUAUUUUUAAGCACAAUUAGGCCAAACCUUUCAGAGUGCACUAUUUUACUAGCUGUACAGUUUACGGAUGAUAUUGGAGUUUAUUUAGUUAAGUGCCAUUAGAGCUGAGGAACUAGCUAUGCCUCCGGUUUAACACUUGCUUUCUUCCUGCACAGGUCUCAUACUGUAGUGCUGAAUGCCUUAAAGCUGCAGCAGAGCAUUAUCACCAGGUUCUGUGUCUUGGGCCUUCUAGAGAUAACCCUUCACACCCUCUGAACAAGCUUGAAGAGGCCUGGCGGUAGGUUGCAGUCUCUGUUUCCUUAGCACUAAACCCCAAAUCUCUAUUUCUGAGUGCCAAAAAGUGUAAGCACAACUGGGAAUAAAGUGACAAGAUUCUGUUUUAUCAUGACACGUGUCAUCUUUCAGUUACAAUAUCCCUAUAUGGAGUUUCUGGAUCAUGGCCAAUCAUUCUGUACCUGAUCUGUAUCUAGGUUUAUGCUCACUUAUGAUGGCAUUGUACAUCUUUUAGCAUUUAGCACAGUAUUCAAGCAAGAAUAUUUCGUUAUUGAUUUCUUCUCAUUCUCCCCUAGAAAUAUACAUUAUCCUCCUGAGACUGCCAGUAUCAUGCUGAUGGCUCGGAUGGUGGCCACCAUCAAGCAGGUAUGUCCUUCUCCUCUGAUCAUGUGCAUGGUUUGUUGAUUUUCUUUCUGUGUGAGUCUAGAUGGAAAGACAUAUUUGUGGUUAAUGGUUAUGUAGCGAUGUUAGAAUGUUGAUCCGUUUCUUUUAAAAUAAGAUGUGAUUCGCUGUCCAGAAAUGUUCAGAGCUGUGCUUUAGGGACAGGACAAAGGAACAUUUAAGGACAAUACAGAGCCUGUUCAGAUUUACAUCCAAACAUGCAUCUGUAAAGCUAAAUGAAAAUAGUAACUAAGUGGAGCAGCAUUCACUAAGAAGUUUGGAAUGACAUAAAUAGUUAAAAGAAAAUACAGACACUGAGCAUUAACAAUUAAUUAUGUACAGCUAUAUUUUCGUUAAAAUAACAGGCUAAGGACAAAGAUUGGUGGCUGCACCUUUUCUCUCAGUUCUGCAACAAGACAGCCAAUGAAGAGGAGGAAAUUGUCCAUAAGUUACUUGGGGACAAGUUUAAGGUAAUUUUCCUAAAAACAAAUACUUCAUUAUAUCAAAACCCAAUCCCCAGUUAUAAAUGUGCUUUUUUUUUUUUUUUUUUUGGAAAGAGAACAUCUUAAUAUCAUGUGUAUAUUGGAGCAUUAAAGGGUCACUCCAAUCACCAUUACAAAAUUGCAAAGCUAAUGUUGCACAAUGUAGACUGGGGCUACUCUUUGCUUAAGAAUGGCUUGGAACUGCAGCAUUUUGUAAAAAAUCAUUGCAGCUCUAAGACAGCUCUCUUAGUUGUCAGUAAGUCAGCCAUGAUGAUUAGUUUGUAAACACCUUUAUUGCCAGGAGAGAACUGAGCCUCACUACAUGCAUUUACAUAAUGAACUGGGCUGUCUAUAAUCUAAAACUUUUCCUAUAAACCUUUGCUGGUCAGAAGUUAACGUGGAUAGGAGUAUUAUUAUUAUUUAUUAUUAUUAUAUAUAGCGCCAACUAAUUCUGCAGAGCUUUACAAAAUUAUGAAAAGGGGGGAGGAAUUUACAGUACAUGAGACAAUUACACAGUGAUACAGAAACAAUAGGUAGAUGAGGACCCUGCUGAAACAAGCUUACAGUCUAGAUAGAGACCCCAUAGACAAGAAUGAGACACGCCUGAUUGGUUUCUCUUCCUGGUGAGUGAUGGUUCUGCACGCAGCUACAGAGAGACCCAGUAAGCAGUGUUUCUGAAGAAUAAUUUAAAGUUAUGCAUGUUUCCAAAAUUUAUUUAUUUUUCAUUACUUUUUAAUGCUUUAAUAAGACUCUCUAUUUUAAUGUGACUGGAACUAAUGACAACUCUGUUUGUGGCACAUCCUUUGGUAUGUGGAACCUUCCUGGUAACUAAAUGAGUUUGUAUAAUCUUUUUCUACCUCUCAGGGUCAGCUGGAACAGCUCAGGAAGUUAUUUAUGGAAGCCCUGUAUGAUGAGCGAGUGAGCCGGGUAAGUCCAGCAUGGCAGUCUGAGAGCAGAGGAAUCGUGCUAUGUGGCAAUAUGGCUUACAAUUAUCUGGCCUACUAACAUAAAUUGGAGUUCACCUGUUCAGGCACUUAUUGUGUGGUUUAUUUACUAAAUGGUGAAAUGUGGUGAAUUGAAACCUUUAUCCGUUUGCAAUAACCGGUUUGUUUACUUUUACAGCUGGUAACUGAGAAUAUGAUGGUAUUUAACAUGGCAUUCACUCUUCCUGUUUCUUACACAGUGGUUCACCCCUGAAGGCUUCCGGUCUUUGUUUGCUUUGGUUGGAACCAAUGGACAGGGAAUAGGCACAAGGCAAGAAAACACAGAUCUUUUGUAGACAAUGCAAUACUUUCAUAAUGAUGAUAUAACAUAACAUAAUUGGUUUCAUUGAAUACACUCACUUGUGUGUUUUUUAAUCAUAACUAAAUUUGUUUCCUGUUGCCAGUGUACAAUAUAUUUUGUUUUGUUUAGUAUAAUGUUCAUAUUCAGCAUUAAAGGAAUAAUCUACGCACCUAAACAACUUUAGCUUAAUAAAGCAGUUUUGGUGUAUAGCUCAUGCCCCUGCAGUCUCACUGCUGAAUUCAUUGCCAUUUAGGAAGUGAAUUACAUCUGUUUCAAUUUGCAUCACACAACAGGUCCUGUUACUUCCUGGUUUGGUGAGCUUAGUGCAGCUAAACUCAAGAGGCAGUACCUGCCUUGCAAAGACUUUUCAUUGAGCUGCAUUAUUAAGCCUGUGAUUGGACAGCCACAGAAAGUCUGGACUGAGGAAGAAGGGGAGGGCUUGCAAAUGCUGCAGAAAUGAAAUCUUAAGCUCUUGCAAGCUAUGUUUUGAUAUACCCUUAAGGGAAAAUUUAAUAAUGCAGUUUUGUUUUCAUUAUGGGUAUAUCUACUAAUCAGUGAUUUUUAUUUUGUAUUUUGACAGUAGAUUGUCCCUUUCAAAUGCUAUGCUGUAUGUGAUACACAUACACAAGUUUGGUUGGUCUUGCAAACAAAUUGCAGACAUUUUGGAAGAUUGUUAACUAUUUUGCCUGUUACCAUGUAAACGCAUGUUAACUUAGAGUCCUGGGCCCUUGCCAUUCUAUCCCCUUUCAAUAUUUUUGAUAAUGCUGAACACUAACUGGAUAACUGUAGCCACAAGAAAUGCUAGAUCAUAAUUUUAGAAUUACAAUAGUAAAAGGUACCUAAAUGAUGCUUCACACUAAAUGUAUCAUGUAGUGGAAACAGCCCAAACUCCCAUCCCAUAUGCAUAGAAUGUCUCCUAUAUUUCUCAAGGUUUUGGCCACAUGUUUGAGUAACUUCUUGUAUUCUGCCCCCUUUUCUUUAAUACUCUUGGUACUUUUUCUGUUGGCUCUGGAUGAUCAGACCAUAUACUUCCUUGCAGUUCCUUGAGUCAGUGGGUUCAUGCCUGUGAUGCGCUCGACCUACCAGCUAAGGAGAGGGAACAGCUGGACACCGUUAUAGACCAACUCUACAAAGAUAUUGAAAAAGGUCAGUGCUGGUGCACUAGAAUAGAUAGUCAGGACAGCUAGCUUAAAAAAACUAACAAAACAAAAAAAGCACUCUACGCAAUUCACUCAGAAUUUUUUUAAGUAAAGACAUUUUGCAGCUACAAAAAACAAUGUGAAUGUAUUUUUAUCUUUACAUUUUAUGCCAGGAGUUCUUGGUAUAGUCAAAGCUUGCCAAGCAAAUAUAUUUAACCCACACAUGUGGGCAUGCUACACAUUUAGAGAAUGCAUUUCUGUGCACCCAGAGCAUCAUGGAGUGACUAUAUCACCUCUGGCACAAGAGUGCUGAGGGGUUAAGUGGGUCUUUGACUGCUCUGCACAGUUCGCACCAAUACAUUCUUCAAGAUUGUCUCUACAAAAUUGGACUGACCCACUAUCUUGUCUUACAAAAACACUAUGAGCUCUGGAAUUGCAGUUCCAAAAUCUGUAUUGUAUUUGAAGAAACAAAUUGCAUGUUUACUUCCUAUGCAGGAUUCCUAAUGAUUGAUGUUAUUAAAAGUAGUAUAUACAAUUAUAUUGUAGUAUAUAUAAUUGACAAACCUGUACAAUGUACAUACAUAUCCUUGAAAUACCUGCCACUACACAUUUACACUUUGGAGCCAAAGGAGAGGAUGGAGAGGAUGGAUCUUGUCUAGACACAUAGCCAGUUUCUAGGUAAAUGCCAUGUGCCUGCUGCAGUCUUGUGAACCACAAUAACUAAAAUGUCCUGCUGUUGCCUUUGCUGAGUUUUAUUUACCAUAGGUUCAUGUCUUUCCUUUGUAGAGACGGGUGAAUUUCUAAAUUGCGAAGGAUCUGGACUGUACAUGCUGCAAAGUUGCUGUAAGUCGGUGCUAUGUGGUGUGGUGUAAUAUACAACAAACACUUUUAUCUGAUCAUCUUAAUUGUUACAGUUCCUUAUGAUGAAAGGGGUAUAUAUGAAAAUAAAUUACGAUGAUUAUAAUAUGCUGCUAAUUGUGUCUAUAUCAGUAAUUUUUCAUACAUAUACAAGCUUUUGCAGAAACAAAGAGAUUAAUGAGAUAUGAAGUGUAGGGGAACUGCAAUACCGGCCAUCGGUAUCUCCGCCGAAUCCUCUUGAAGCUGGAACAAGCGCUGUUAGUGAAUAACUCUAUUCCAUCCAGUAACUAGAUGACAGAUAGUUCUGGGAGUAUAACUAAUUUUAUUUUCCACAGGCGUGAUCUUUUAUACACAGACCCCCAGCAUGUGGUGUCCAUUCACACACCGAUAAGCCCGUUCAGGCGCCUCUGUGUCUGGGAGAUAGUUCAGCCAGAUAGCGGUUAAACUAAUUCUCUCCUGAACACAGAAGGUGUUGCAUACAAAUUAUCCCAAAACACAAUUAAAAACAAGCAGAAACCCCAACAUGCUACAUAUCCCCAGAUAGCGCUGAUCAGAGUACCCAAGAUGGUAAAAUAGUGCUCAGAUCCAUGGUGUGUAGACCACCGGGGUAAGGUUUUGACCUGCCACUACCAAAGUUCAGUCAGAAAAUUGUUCCAGGGGAAAUGUACUUGCAGCCAGUCAAAUGUCGGAAGCUCCUGCAGGCACAUGAAAGAGGGCUCCCCCUGGCUCUCAGGGAGUGAUUGGUCACAUUAGUCUAUAGUACCUUCCCUCCAAAUAGCUCUCUCCUGGAAGGUUUGGAAGUGGGGAAAAAAGAGGGGUUAAAAGUGACCGGAAACUCGAGGGUGAAGUGUUCAAAAAUAGUUCCAGGCAGUUGGCAGCUAAGUGCAACUGAGGACCAUUUUGCUGAUUUGUGGCCGGAUGACUACCAGGUUAGAGCAUUCGGUAGUUGGGAAGGUACGGAGCCAGGGUUAUUAUAGUUAAUUCAGGGAAAAAGUAGGCGAAUAGGACCGGGUCUGCCACAUGAAGAUAAUUCACAAUACCAUUUGUAUUGUACUAAUCACUGCACUAAUCUGCCAUUUUUGUAAAUUGUGUUUGGAGUGCCCUUUUUAGUUGAAACUAUUUAUAUUUUAGCAGUUUUAUUUAUAAAGCAGUUGAACUGACAAACCAUUAAUUAAUGGUCAAUUAAAUAACAGUCUAAGCAUCAAAACUUAUUUAAUAACCUGCAGGAGGUGUAUGUGUGUGUGUGUGUGUGUGUGUUAGUUAAAAGUUUAACAUAGUGGAAUAAUAAAACUAAAGUGAACACACUGUGCUGUCAGAUCUGCUUUAAAAUGAAAAAAAUAAUAACUUCAAGUUGGCAGUGUAAGUCACAGCCGGGGGAGAUGUGGCUAGGGCUGCAUAAACUGCAGAAUUUGUUUUGAAUUAUUAUUUAUAAAGCGUGAACAAGUUCUGUAGCACUGUACAAUGGGUGGACUAACAGACAUGUAUUUGUAACCAGACGAGUUGGACGCACAGGAACAGAGGGAUUGAGGGCUCUGGUCAAUGAGCUUAUGUGCUAGAGGGCGUGGGGUAUAGUGACACAAAAGAUAAGGGUAGGGUAGAAAAGUAGGUUGCUAGGAUAGUGUUCACUGAGGGCUUAGUGUUUUGAUUACAGUUGCAGGAGAGGAAUCAGGGGGCGGGGAGGGAAAGAAAAAAGUAUGGGUGAACAUCUAACAGAGGGGAAGGGCGUUUUCUAUGAACGGUGCAGCCCUAGAGAAGCCUUUAAGGCAUGCAUCAGGGGGUAGGAGUACGAACAGAGGUUAAACGUUGGUUCACCGGCAGAGCGUAGGGGCCUAGAUGGGACUCCUAAAUUGCAGAGAAUUGAGCAGUGAGACUUGAGCCAUUAUCUAUACACUAAAACUGCUUCAUUAAACUAAAAUUGUUUUGGUUCCUAGAAUAACCCUCUAAGAGUAUUAUCUCUUCAAAGAUGUGCAUGAAUGGGAGAAAAUAGAAAUGAAUAAAUUGUAGCGUUUAUGUACAAUCAUGAAGUGCUUUAUUGGCAAAUUAGAUUAGUGUUUCCUGUAAUGCAGCAGCUAAAAUAUCUCCAGGUUGUAGCUUCACUCUACCUGCAUGGGCCCUUAAAACACUUACCACAGAGAAGCCUUCCUAGAAGCUGGACACGUGUGUGGCAACUGCCACACUGUGCCUGCAAUGCUUCUCAUGAGUAGCACUCACAUCCAGAAUUUCAGUAUGUAAUUAAGUUAAACCAAAGGGGAAAAAAAGAGAACAUCCAAAUCAAAUAGUGUGCCUUAAGAUUUAGAUUUUUAUAGCUUUCAAAUAGCAAAAAGAAAAAUAUCCAUCAGUUUAUAAACCGAUUGCUAUUUUGUCUGGAUCCAACAUUCUUUUAUCUUUAAUUCAAAACUUUAUCCUAAUGCCGUACCCAAUGUCUGUCCAUACAGAUACGUUCUCUUGCUCUGAAUCUCUAAUCCUAAACUUCAUGCUGCCAACCCACAUACGUUAAAAUCACUAUCCUGUGUCUAACUCCAUUAAUUCAUAACAAUAAUCUGUUUUGUUCUUCUCUGUUUGGCUCGUUACUGAUUAGCUGUAUUAGUCAUGUUCCUUUCGGUGUGUGUUUGUUUUUUUUUUUGUUUUUUUAUGCCAGUAAGUUUUGUUUAUUUAUGUGCUUCCAUAGGUAACCACAGCUGUUUGCCAAAUGCUGAGGCUUCUUUCCCAGACAAUAAUUUUCUCCUUCACCUCAAUGCAUUGGAGGACAUCAAGCCUGGGGAGGUAGGUACCACGGAGAGGAACGAACUUCCUUAAAAUAUAUGAUAUUAUACUCUAUAACUUAUUCCAGAAACAAAUUCCUGCACUUUACAAGUUUACACAUCCAAAAACUUCAUCUAUAAUAAAAUAACCUGUUUGUCAUUGCCAUUGGUACAACCUUUUUCUAUUUUUACAUACAUGAUACAUACAAGGCAUUUGGCUGCAGCUCGGUGGGAGUUAGCACACAUUCCAUAAAUACCUUUUUGUUCUCCCAGGAAAUUUGCAUUAGUUACCUUGACUGCUGCCAGAGGGAUCGAAGCCGCCACAGUCGACACAAGAUACUCAGGUAAACUAGCACUUAUGGGAAUGUGUACAAACACAUUGGUGUGUAAUAUAAUAGUAAUAUCAAGGACUGAAAUUUCCAGCACUGUGCUGUUAGCCAGGCCUUAAAAGUUACAUUUGAGGCUAGAGGAUUCAUGGCGGACUCCUCGGGUGGAUUUCUUCUAGCUCUCCAAAGGCUAGUGGAAAUUUUUAUAAUAUUUUAUGAUUAUAUAAUGCAUGCUAAAAACUGAAAAGUUAAAAUAAAAUAAUAUACGGAUAAUAAAAUAGUGUAAUAGUUAUAGUAUUGUAUAGAUCUAAUGUAAUAGUACGAUACAAAAUAGUAUAAGGGAGAAUAUUUAAUUGAGAUAAAAUGCCUUAAAUUGAAAUUCCAAUGCAAUUAAAUGAUAUACCAAAGUAAGGGACUACUUUGUCUUAUGUACAAACCUGAAGUUGGAAAAAAAGCCGAGCUUAUGAUGACAAGUUUUGUCAGUUCCCAAAACCAUUGCCAGACAUGGUUGAGGGAAACAGUCAUUUAGAGUUGGUCUAUGGAUGGUCCCAUGAUCCUUAUACUUGUUCAUGAGAGGCCUUUUAGUAAAAACUUUCUACGGUUUCCUUUUGUAGGGAAAAUUACUUGUUCGUCUGCUCCUGCCCAAAGUGCCUGUCACAAGCAGAAGACCCAGACUUGACAUCUGAGGAGGAGGAAGACGACGCGGACCUGGAUGGAGAGACUGAUGAUGCUGAACUUGAGGAUGAGAUGACGGACGUGUAAUAAGUUGAAAUGAUUUCACAUUGCUCCACAUGUGCCAGCGUUUGUUAUCCUUUUAGAAAGAAAGAAAAAAAAAAAUAUCCGAUAACAGUUGUCCAAUAAUCAGGAGACACCUCCAUCAUGCUUGGAACAUUAAAAGCUAUGGCUGAUUUUGCCUACUUCCUCAAGAAGACUUUUCUCCUUGCAAUUGUCCGCACGGUACUUGGGAAUGUUUUGAUAAAGGUCGAAACACAAUGCCAAUUGAUACCCACUACACUGGUUUGCAUGUAACCACCCAUAAUCCUUGUUAGCUGCCUAAUUAUGAAACAGAUUUGUGCACCCAUAGGGAAAAUGUUAGGGUUAUUUUGUUGCAAAUCUGUAGUAUUAUAGAUUAUUAGAAAUGUCCCUGGCAUGACCACUUAUUUAUAUACGUAAUUCUGGCUGUAUAAAGGAUUCACAUAACAUCCAUUCAAACUCAAGGUUGUUGGUUUUUUAUGAACUCCAGGAAUUUGCCAUCCCUUGUUCAAUGCAGAGUUUCUGAAAUGUCCUUUUCACUUUUAAUAAUUGAAGGAAAAAAAAGUUGUCUCUUGGUCUCUUAUUAUUUUACCCUUUAAUUUCUGUUUGAAAUGUGUGAUUUGUCAGAGGCUGGGAGACUACAUUUACAAUUCGUUCAUCUGUGAAGUCACCACUAUUGCAAGUGAUCUAAAGCUCCAGUUAAGGUAACCGACCUGUAUAAAUGCUCCUGACUUUGCCCCUAGUCACACUUGGACAUAAUGUCAUCUUGCCCUCUUCUCC
Molecule: messenger RNA, 11885 nt
Organism: Pelobates cultripes (western spadefoot toad)
Lineage: Eukaryota; Metazoa; Chordata; Amphibia; Anura; Pelobatidae
Source: the annotation of a GenBank genome assembly